AUGGACUACCACGCGCACCGUCUUUUGACGAUCCAAAGCCAUGUAUCUACGGGCUACGUCGGGAACCGCGCAGCAACGUUUCCAUUGCAGUUGCUCGGCUGGGACGUGGAUGCAGUGAACACGGUACAAUUUUCGAAUCACACCGGGUACGGCCGCUUUGGUGGCCUGCGUUUCGACGCGGAACACCUGGAGCAGGUGUUUACGGCGAUGGCAGAAAACUAUCUCAUCUGCCACAAUCGCGUCCUCACAGGGUACACGCCGUCGCCCGAGGCGCUGGAGGUAGUGGAAACGCUCCUGCGUGAGCAGCGGCGCAAGAAUCCAGGGCUGGUCUAUCUGCUGGACCCGGUGAUGGGCGAUAUGGAGCGCGGCAUGUAUGUGAAUCCGGAUGUGCUUCCCAUCUAUCGGCGCAUGCUGCCAUUAGCCUCGAUACUAUGCCCGAACCAAUUCGAGGCGCAAAAACUGACGGAUAUCACCAUCACGUCUUUGGACACCAUGUACCAUGUUUUGGAAAAACUACACGGAACGUACAACGCCCCGCACGUCCUGCUCACGUCGGUGGAUCUCCCGGAUAUGGACCUUGCCAAACUUGGGGCAGCGUCUGCCAUGCCGGACGGCCAGCCGGCCAUGCUCCUGGUAGGCUCGAGCCGCGUGGACGGCGACGCAAAACUGCACCCAUGGUUCAUCCAGUUCCCUUCCCUGGGCGAGUACUUUUCGGGCGUCGGCGACAUGUUCUCAGCGCUCACGCUGGCGCGUUUCAGCGCGUCGCGCGACGACCUGCCACAGCCGGCAAGCGCCUCGUGCCAGGACUACACGCACGAGGCAAGCGAGUGUGGCACACCGAUAGCACAGGCCGUGGCACUCGCCGUUGCAUCGCUCCAGGCGGUGCUCUCCCGCACACGCGCAGCGAUGAUUGCGCUGGGGCAGGAACAGCGCAUCGACCCGUUCCAGCCCUCGCAUCUUUUGCCUGUAGACGAGCGUGUCAAAGUGAUGCGCAUGCGAGAGCUCAGGAUUAUCCAGAGCGCACAGGAUAUCCUGCAUCCCAGCGUGCAGUACCGGCCACGCUGGGCGCCGCUGCCAUAG
Malassezia vespertilionis is the source of this 1080-nucleotide messenger RNA. RefSeq names its product pyridoxal kinase (gene BUD16). Bases 1 to 1080 code for a protein of 359 amino acids. The transcript is spliced from 2 exons. Gene Ontology annotation, cellular component: cytosol. The record is from RefSeq and is a predicted model, not a curated record. Gene Ontology annotation, molecular function: pyridoxal kinase activity. Gene Ontology annotation, biological process: pyridoxal 5'-phosphate salvage. Lineage: Eukaryota; Fungi; Basidiomycota; Malasseziomycetes; Malasseziales; Malasseziaceae.